AUGUUCACGGCCAAGUACCUGAAGCAGUGCAAUCAGCUGCUUAUGUGGUAUGUUGGCUCGAGACCGUCGUCUCUGCAACCCGUUUUAGAUAUGCCUAUCUCUCUAACCCGGACUGGUUUGCCUCGUAUCAUACCUCCUCAAUAUCGUAAAAUGAUAAGAGGUGGGGAUAUGGAGGUGACGAGGAUGUCAGCGGCACUGGAAAUUGACUUCCUAAAACGUACUACUUCUAGAAACCAAGUCCUACUGCCGAAGGUGAUCCUUGGCUUUGGCUGGCUAUCUGAAUGUCUCAUGGACGGCGUCAAUAAUAGGAAAGUUCCCUAA
Molecule: messenger RNA, 321 nt
Organism: Striga asiatica
Lineage: Eukaryota; Viridiplantae; Streptophyta; Magnoliopsida; Lamiales; Orobanchaceae
Source: the annotation of a GenBank genome assembly